This is a messenger RNA of Equus quagga, 777 nucleotides long. Its product is annotated as alpha-1-antiproteinase 2-like. Bases 1 to 777 code for a protein of 258 amino acids. Gene Ontology annotation, biological process: negative regulation of endopeptidase activity. NCBI's taxonomy places the organism in Eukaryota, Metazoa, Chordata, Mammalia, Perissodactyla, Equidae. Gene Ontology annotation, molecular function: serine-type endopeptidase inhibitor activity. The transcript is spliced from 2 exons. The record is from RefSeq and is a predicted model, not a curated record.
AUGCCAUCCUCCAUCACAUGGUGCCUCCUCCUGCUGGCAGGCCUGUGCUGCCUGGUCUCCGGCUCUCUGUAUACAUCCAGCCAUGAUGAGCAACCACCACCCCUCCACAGCCUAGGCCGCAAACUGUCCAACUUCGCCUUCAGCCUGUACCGUGUACUGGCCGCUCAGUCCAACACCACCAACAUCUUGUUCCCCCCACUGAGCAUCGCUACCACCAUUGUGUUGAUCUCCCUGGGGGCCAAAGGUGACACUCACACCCAGAUCCUGCAGACCUUAGAUUUCAAUUGCAAGGACACAUUUGAGAUCUACAUAGGCUUACCACAUUUCGUCAACAGACUACACCAGCCACGCCAAUCAUUGCUGAUGAGCACCGACAAUAUACUAGUCAUUGAUAAAAAUCUGAAGAAAGUGGGUACAUUUUUAGUGGAUGCUAGAGAGCUGUUCCACCCAGAAGUCCUCCCCGUCGACUUCAGGAACACUAAGAAGCCAAGGAACAGAUCUCCGAGCAAAGGGAGGGAUGAUUGCGACGCUGGGCGCUCGAUCAAAGGAGACUUCCAAGUGGACGAGAAUGCCACCAUCACGGUGCCCAUGGUCAAACGCAUAGGUGAUUUUUUCCUGCACUGGACCUUUGAGCUCUCUUCCUUCGUCCUGCUGCAGCGUUACACAGGAAGUCUCUUCACCUUCCUGAUCGUGCCUGGCCCCGAGAGGAGUAUUCAUUGGCUGGGUGACCGUAUCACCGACAAGCACCUCUCCCUCUUCCUCAAACGCGUUAACUGA